Molecule: messenger RNA, 2859 nt
Organism: Paramormyrops kingsleyae
Lineage: Eukaryota; Metazoa; Chordata; Actinopteri; Osteoglossiformes; Mormyridae
Gene: clpb
Product: ClpB family mitochondrial disaggregase
Biological process (GO): cellular response to heat
Cellular component (GO): cytoplasm; mitochondrion
Molecular function (GO): ATP binding; protein binding; ATP hydrolysis activity
Source: RefSeq, a predicted model, not a curated record
ACCUGUUGGAGGCGAAAGACGAAAAAUCAUUUCAUUUUAAAACAUAGGCAAACGUUUUAAAGGGUUUAAAAUAUCAUGAUUCCAAGAGUAAUAGCUUAAAAUGUUUUUAGUGGCAUUUGCCAAAUGGGUUAAAUUUAGGUUUUAGUUUUUUUAUUCGUAUGCAUGCACCUUCUGUUUUAACAGCAAUAUCAUAAACAGAUUUUUACAGUUGCUGUUGAGCUUUCCUUUUCCCGUUUGGUCAGGACUGAUGAAAUUUUAGAGCGAUGUUGUCAGCAGUUCCCAGGCACAUGCUGUUUCGUGGCCAGAGGGCUCGUAGCCUCUCUCCAUGUCGCGUUUUGAAAACGAGCUCUGGCGAUCCUGCGAAGAGCCAGAGCCCGCAGUUCGCGGACACCGGUCACGCUGCCAUGUUGUCCAGCAAGGGCGCGCUGAGUGAGAACACGACGGGCGCACACUACCGCCACUUGGCCGCCAGGUGGCACACGAACCUGCAGGCCAGGAGGAGCUCGUGGAGCGCCGUCCUCGCCGGGUCCCGGGUACACUGGGAUGAGAGGGGCAGGAAUAGUGAAGGUGGCUUUGGCGUGAUAUCAGCGGGGGCCAUUUCAGCUGCGGCUCUGGCGUAUUGUUUCAAGAAAGGAUCUGAUUCGAAAGGCGAUGCGCUUUUGGAAGCGGCCAGAACCAGCAAUGCCCAGGAAGUUGCCAGGUUGCUGGCUGAUGGAACCGACCCAAACUAUCGUCACCAUCUGGGCUGGACGGCAUUGAUGGUGGCUUCCAUGAACCGGCAGCACAAUGUGGUGAAAGCCCUCCUGGAAGGCGGCGCCGACCCCGAUCUGGGAGACGACUUCAGCAGUGUCUACAGCUACUCGCGUGAGAAGGGGAUCCACUCCCUCGAAGUCCUGGUGACCAGAGAGGACGAGUUCAGCAGCCGGCUGAGUAGCCGGGCCAGCUUCCGCGGCUGCACGGCGCUGCAUUACGCAGUCCUCGCAGACGACCUGCGCACCGCGCGGAUGCUGCUCGAGGCAGGUGCCAACCCCCUGCUGACCAAUGAAAUGGGGCACACAGCCCUGGCAUAUGCCAAGGAAGGGGAGCUGCAGACCCUGCUGUGGGAGGCGGAGAAAAAGUUCCAGGAGGCGCAGCAGCGUAAGGAGGCGGAGCAGCGGCGCCGAUUCCCACUCGAGCGUCGGCUGCGGGAGCACAUAAUUGGACAGGAGGGCGCCAUCAACACCGUGGCCUCAGGCUGGAGACUGGUACUCGAUCUCAGAAGGGGAGGUGCCCUAGUACCACUGAACAAGGUGACUCACCCAGUCUCAGAAAGGACAUGCUGUCAUUCCCCUGAACAAGCCAUCAGAAGAAAGGAGAAUGGCUGGUAUGAUGAAGAGCAUCCCCUGGUUUUCCUCUUCCUCGGAUCCUCGGGCAUUGGUAAGACUGAGCUGGCCAAGCAGGUGGCCCGGUACAUGCACAAAGAUAUCAAAAAGGGAUUCAUACGAAUGGACAUGUCAGAGUUUCAGGAGAAACACGAGGUGGCCAAGUUUAUAGGAUCCCCACCUGGAUACGUGGGCCAUGAGGAGGGCGGUCAGCUGACCAAGCAGCUGAAGCAGUGCCCCAAUGCAGUGGUGCUGUUUGAUGAGGUGGAUAAGGCCCACCCAGACGUGCUCACCAUUAUGUUGCAGCUCUUCGACGAGGGGAGGCUCACAGAUGGGAAGGGAAAGACAAUUGAGUGCAAGGAUGCCAUCUUCAUCAUGACCUCCAACGUGGCCAGUGACGAAAUUGCCCAGCAUGCCAUUCAGCUGCGACAGGAGGCCCAAGAGCAGAGCCGCAGACGGCUGGCAGACAAUUUGGAGGAUGUCCAGUCAAGUGAUAAAAUCACCAUAUCGAAGCAGUUCAAGGAGAAUGUGAUCCGGCCCAUUCUCAAGUCUCAUUUCAGGAGGGACGAAUUUCUGGGGAGGAUCAAUGAAAUAGUUUACUUCCUGCCAUUCUGCCACUCUGAACUUCUCCAGUUGGUCAUCAAAGAGCUCAACUUCUGGGCCAAAAAGGCCAAGCAAAGACACAGCAUUACCCUGGUGUGGGACCGUCCUGUCCUGGACCUCUUAGCUGCUGGUUACAACCUGCACUAUGGAGCGCGCUCGAUCAAGCAUGAGGUGGAGCGCCGCGUGGUGAACCAGCUGGCCGCAGCCUAUGAGCAGGAGCUGCUGCCGAAGGGCUGUACCCUGCGCCUCAGUGUGGACGAUCUGGGGGGGCAGGAAGGCCGAGCGGCACCCAGUCUUCGCCUCGAAAUUGUGGGUGAGGACAGCUCAUCCCGAAAACUGGACAUCCGGCCCCCACUGAACCCAGAAGAGACGGCCUAUUUACUAUGAUGGACAGAGAUACGGUGUGCAGAAAUCCAGUGCCACCACAGCUGCUUGCCACACAUGGUCUGCAGCACCUGAGGAUUAAUUCUGUCCUCCCAAAUUAUUCCUCACUCAUCGAUGCUGGUUUUGUGCAUUAUACAGACAUCUUACACUUGUUGGGAGAUUUAAGAAGUUCUUUUGAGAAAAGGGGACCGUACUUCCGACAGUACACACCAACAGGUUUCAUUUAUUGAUUACUCUAAUGUUUUUUUCCCUGUGGAAGAAAGUAGGUACCAAAAAUAUUUGCCAUGAAUUAUCUUACUUGGGUUUAUUGAUGAGAAAUUUGUAUCUGUCAGAUGGUAUAUGAUCUCACAGCUUAAUCUUCACACAUGAAUGUACAACUCAUCUGAAACUUAUACAUUGUACAUGAAGGAACAUCAUAAAAGUGAAAGGAUACAUUGUAUAUAGACUGUGUACUGCUGCCACUUAAUCUUCUGUGUGUUCAUAAUGUAAAUAAAAAGCUCAAUAAGUGUGA